Drosophila bipectinata is the source of this 628-nucleotide messenger RNA. Its product is annotated as trypsin inhibitor ClTI-1. The record is from RefSeq and is a predicted model, not a curated record. Lineage: Eukaryota; Metazoa; Arthropoda; Insecta; Diptera; Drosophilidae. Gene Ontology annotation, molecular function: protein binding.
UAAAAAGUCAAAUCGAACCCCGCCAAAGCUCUAUUAGGCCCACAAAAGAGUCAAACAGCCAUAGCUAGUCAGUAUUGAACGUGGAUUAACUUCGACGACAUGAAAUUGCUAAGCAUUCUAUUGGCCCUGUGCCUUGUUCUGGCCCUGGCCAUUUCACCCAGCCGUGCCGAGGAGGAGGAAAAGGCAAUCUGCCCCUGUCCCCGGAAUUUCGACCCUGUGUGCGGCUCCAACCUGAAAACGUAUCCCAACCGAUGCGAAUUCGAGUGCAAGCGUCGCCAGGAGGCACGCAAAGGACGCAGCAUGGGCAUCCUGAGGAGUGGCAACUGCUAAAUACCAAAAAUCAACCCCCCACCUGAUCAACUGGAAACGGAAUUACCCAAGAAUUUAAUAUCAGUGCUCUUGUAUUAAUCAUCAGUGUGAAAUAUAUAGAAAUAGGCUUAUCAUCACAAACAGACGACAUUGCAAUUGAUAGCGUUUCAAGUUCUUAUCAGAAAAUACGAAUCGUAAAUAAUGCGACACUGAGAGAAAACAAUAACCUAGAAAUAGAUCACUGUGAUUGGCGAAUUUAACACAUGAGGCCCCAGGGGUUGCCUGUCAAAGAUUAAAUCAAUAAAAGAUAAUAAAUUAU